Acanthaster planci (crown-of-thorns starfish) is the source of this 12973-nucleotide messenger RNA. RefSeq lists its product as uncharacterized. The record is from RefSeq and is a predicted model, not a curated record. NCBI's taxonomy places the organism in Eukaryota, Metazoa, Echinodermata, Asteroidea, Valvatida, Acanthasteridae.
CUUGACACUUUGUGCAUGAAAUCUAUGAGACUGGUCAGAAAAGUUCUGUUUUCUACGUGGGAGAAAAACUACUUGCGUCCGUAUAAGGAAUUCUCAAGUUCAUAAUUGGAGGAGGAUGCUGUCAGGAACUAUGCAGUUCUUAACAAGUGUUGGCAGUUGAAGCCUUGUUGAGUGCAACAUAGCCAUAGGGGUACAAGACUGACAUUUCACAUGCACUGAAAUUAACCUGCACCCUGCCUUGUUAACUAGUGGUUUUGACACUCAAAAAUGUUUGUUCUGUGUGGGAUUCUUGCCAUUCAUCUUUUCAGUUGCACACAACAGACUAUUUAUGUAGUUUAAAUUCAUAGGUGCAAAGACUUGUGGAGCCAGAGUGUAACCCUACAAAAUCCUAUACAUGUUGUAGGCACAUAAUGAUAAUUACUUGGAAGAGCAUUGGCCUGCAUGAGGUUGCACUAUUGGUCUAUGUCAGUUUGAUCAUACUGCAUGUUGGAAGGGGAAUUCCCCAACUUAAGUGUGUUACAGCAUAUGGGAUUUUCCCCAUAGGAGAAAUACUUCAUGAAUAUUUAUGAACAUGUAGGUGAUAGCCAAUGACACUGUAGAUUUUCAGUCACAUGAUUACAUGUAGCUUAGUGGGCUGGGUGUGUCUUUAAAUCCCUGUCGGCUUGAACAAAAGCUUAUAAAUACAGCCUAUAAAAGUACAUUGCAGUCAGAAAUUCUCAUCUUUGCGUACGCUGCAUGGUGUAUAACUUGCAUCAGUGCAUGUAUUUCCAGACUUUGCAUGCGUGUAACAAUAUUCCAUUCAUUAGGAAGGAAGUCUGAAGAUAUGAAGGAUGGCUUCAGAGUCUAAUGAACAGAUUGAAGCCCUUCGAGAUGAACUUGUUGUGCUCCUGCAAGCAAACCAACCUCACAUAGAUCUUGGGAAUCUACAGGCACUCUACUGUAAGCAAUUUCAAAAGGACCUGUCACUCAAGAAAUAUGGUAUAUCGUCCGUCAAAAAGCUUGUGGCUUUGUUCCCAGAUGUUGUGGAUAUCAUCCCUGCAGGAAAAAGCCAGCUCUUGAGGUUGAAAAAGACCCCAAACCCUUCCAAAGUAAAGAAGGAGGAGAAAGCUGGCAAAGAUGCACUGGUAAAAAAAAAAGUGGUCUCAUCACAAGACCUUCGAAGUCCCUCAGUUGGAGCUGGGCUCAACUCUUCCCUGAGUUUUCAAACUGAUGUUGCCUGUGGCACUUCAAGGCUGGAUAGAGAUGCCAAACUUGCUGAUAAUCAGGUUUCCAAAUUGUCUGUUGGAGGGCCCCGGACAGUCUUGGGAAGAGAGUUGGUGGAGUUGCUGCAGAGUUCACCAGGAGGGCUCGUCGGGCUCCACGUAUUGACAGAGGCCUACCUGCAGAGGUUCAAGACGAGCCUGAACCUCACCGAUUGCGGUAUCGCUAAGCCUGAGUUGAUCGCUGAUGCUUUCAGCGACAUUCUUGAAGUGGUCAGUUGCUGUGAUGACCCCAAGCAUCAGUACAUCUGCAGUAAACCAGAGGGUGUUAGUGCUCAUCAAGACCAAGGAGCUGAUGGACAAAGCAACAUAGACAUUUUGCGAGACGAGCUAAAAGCAUUGCUUAAAAAACACCCAGAAGGUAUUAUGCUGAAUUCAUUGAGCAAGAAAUACACACAAGAAUAUCACAAAGACCCACCCAAAAGGAAGGUGAUAACAGAUGCAUAUAAAGAUGACUUUGAAUUCUUCAGUAAGUGUACCACAGUUGGCCAUCAGUUCCUUCGCCUGAAACCAGGCUUAUGCAAGGCAGGUAGAAUUGCAGUUGGAAGAAAUGCCCGUUCUUCCAGUCCGCAAUUACCUUCCAUGGUGUUCAGUAACACAGGUUUGGGUCAGCUUGGAGCUGCCCCAGGGGCCUCCUAUUUGCCAUCGUCAGCAGGGAUUGGAAGGGUCACCGCAGUUGACAGCAUAAGCGAGUUAAGUUUGUUAGGUACCCCACCAGCUGUACCCACAUUGCCAGUCCCUCCAAUGGCUCUUACUGUGGGUGGACAGGGGAUCUUUGGAGAUUAUCCCUCUAACUUCCCGGCACUUCCUGGUCAACCAAAGCAGGCUCAAACACAACCACAGAAACCACAGGCUGAGGAGACUGAAGCUUGUCAUAUGCAACAAGAACGGAUGACAAGAGAAUCAAGAAGUCAGCCUACAGAAGACUUUGAAAAGGCUAGCACAAAAGGAGCAGUCCUAAGUCAGCAGCCAGAGCUUAGGUUUGGCACUGUGGAUUUGAGUGAACAGUUCCAGCCACAAAGCCAAAAGCCCAAACCAAGUAUUACCCCCAAGCAGCAACAAGCUCAGUUGUCACUGCAACAGCCCUAUGUGCUGGAUCAACUGCAGGGGCAGCCCCACCGGUUGAAAACAAGCACCAAGCAGUCUGAUGCAAUCCCAUCUGCACAAACUCAACCACAGAAGCUUCUGGCAUCAACUCAGCAACAGCAGCGGAAGCAGCAACAGAUCCAACCAUCCAUGGGUAAGACACCCAGGCAGCAGCAGGUGUGCCUGCAUCCCUUGCCAUCACAGAAACGACAGAGCAGCAGCUUGAGGAAACAGAUACCAAAACGGGGUGACCUCGAUGCAGCAGCUCAGACCCUCAUUGGCAACAUAGCUGAGGCUGAUCAGCUGGUCACAGUGGAUCGCGUGGUGGACCUUCUUAAGCAGCACUUCCAGGCCACGAGUCUGCAGGAGCUGGGACUCCAACAUGAGAGCCAACUCCAGUCCCUGAACCAACUGAUCAGACUCCAGUCUAAAGUCAAUGCCUUCAUCCAGGCUUUCGUCAAAGUCCGGGCCAUUUGUACCCUCCAUGAGCUCAGGGAGUCUUUGGCCAUGGUAGAUGCCCCGAGGGAUUCCACAGAUAAGCGUGACUACGCAGACCUCCACCUAGGCCCCUUGUCCAAGCAACCCUUGGUCUACAAGUUUUUUACGUUCCCGCCAACCAAAGAUGACACUGAUAUUCCCAAAAUUACCACUUUGCAUGUUCUAGAAGUCCUGAACAAAUACCUAGAAGCUAAAGAUCUUUGGAGGAGCAAGGUAAAGCUGGAAAACUUCAUGGAGUAUCUCACAGAAGAAUAUAAUGUGGAAGGACCAUAUGAUUUGGGCUUGCGAAUCCAGAGUGUUGCUCUUGGUAUCUCAGCUCUCAAGACUGCCAAACGUGAACAGAGAACAAUCAUGGACAAGGCUCGUGAAGACUUGAAGUCUUCUCUGGCUGAUGAAGUGACUGCCACCAUGGAGAAGAUACACAAAGCCGUGAUGUCACCGGCGGACAUUGCAGGACACCAGUUCCCCCAGCUGGAGCUCCGUCGCCGCUACGUCAGCGUGACUGCUGCAGAGGCAGUGAAUAUGGUGUUCGAGAAUGGCUGUGAGCUGACAGUCUACAGCAGGCAACUACGGCAGUUCUGGUUGACACUGAAGAAUGUUGUGACUGACAAGCUGAGUCGGUCCUUGUUCCAGUUAGCCAUUUGUAGUGGUGACCUGAGUCAGCCCGAUGACCUUCCAGAGGGGAUUCUAGACUACGGGGAUGAAGAAGAAGACAAAGAAAGUGGUCCAGAGAAUGAGAAAAGCCCAGUUAAAUCACAACCAACUGAAGAUCAAAUACGCGAAGAAUUGUUGUGUUACUUGGACCGCAUUCAGCAUGGCAGCCUAAACUUGAAAGACCUGGCCCGCAUCGAAGCCAAACUUUGUCAGCACUUUGCCUUCCAAGACUUUGUGUCCCUCAGCCGGACAAAGCGGACCUUUCUCCAGUUCAUCUCGCUCGAUCAUCCAGGGGUAUUGGAGAGUGUAGGCGGUACCCUGAUGGGCCUGGCGUCUAGCAGUCCCAGCCAGGGUUCCAUCUACAGGCCGUCGCGCAUGGAUCUGGUGGAAUUCAUCCGACAGUGUGAUCCGUGCAAGGAAUCACAGGACACCCUGGACAUCUGCCUGUGCACUCACUACCAGGUCAACACUGUGGAGGAGCUGGGACACGGGCCCAUCAAUCGCCUCAGUCAACAAAUUAUCAAGAUGGCCGCCAGACUAGGCCAUCAGCAGGAACGCAACGCUGUCAUCUAUGAGACUGCGCUAUGUGCAUCAAACAGGCGUAACGAGAGUAAGCAGAAGGAGGUUGGAUUGUAUGGCUCGCAGAGUUUGGAGAGCGCCAUUGGUUGUCUGGCAUCUGCCCCUCUGCUGGAGGACCUGGCUGAGUGGUCUCAUUGGUCGAUGGUGUUUGAGCCAGAGCAUGGAAAUCUGAAAGCAUUUCUGGAAAAGAAUCCUGGUCAAAGUUUGUCUCCACCAAUUGAAAUCAGUGCCUUGGAGGUCAGGCCAGGAGUUCUGUUGCGAUUGGCCACAGAGACAUCACCUGACCUGUUUGCCACUGCCGCAAAAUGCAGUGACAGCGUGGAUGCAGUCGGCCAUCUUGUUUCUCUGGUGGUCAAGGAUGGCCUGGCCAGCGUGCCCUUGGCAUUGCUUAGCAACCACAUGGAGACGGCCCUGAACGUACUGGCUGUGGAUUCUGAUCACAUAAUUGGCUUUGUCCUGGACUGUUUGGUGGCUGUUCCUCUACUGGUUGGCCAGGCAGUAGUUCGACAGGUAAUCUUAAAUCCUCUUACUACGGUCAUGGGGUCGGAGGUCAAAUCAAGGCAGUCGAUUCUCAGCGCCUGCCUCAACACGGCACAGAGGACAAAAAUCCAGCGUCUGGGGUUCCUGCUGGGCAUCAGCCAAUGGAAGGACAGCUUCAUGGAUAAAAGGGUGCCCCGGAACCUGGAUAAGGAGGAGGACGACACAGACCUUGUAGACAAUCAGGAAGAGUAUGACUUUGGCAGUUUGCUUGGGAUGGAGAGAGCUCUCCAAACUACUGAGGUAAAGGAAAGGUCUGCUGCAGAAGUCAGUUCUGCUGGCCUGCCACCACUUCACGAUGCAGAAUCUCUUGAGGAGCGUUCUCAGACAUCAGGGGACAGAGAUGAGUCCGACGAAGAUGCCAGUGAAGUCCUCGAUGAAGAAGAGGAAACGGACGAGCAACAAAAAGAUAAGGAGGAACACAGUGACAUGAGUGGAGCAAGUGAUGAAGAGCGUGAUGCCAAAAUGGACAAUCAGAAACACAGUGACAUGAGUGGAGCAAGUGAUGAAGAUCGUGAUGCCAAAGUGGACAAUCAGGAGGAUUUGAGAGGAAUUGAUAAUGCUGCUGACUCCCCAGCUGACUCUGAAGAAAUCUCCGCUCAGGAUGAGGGGUUGGGUUCUGAAGCCCCACCCCCAAAGGUGGAAAUAGGCGACGAGACCGACAUUGAACAAGAACAGGAAUGCGAGAUUGACCUUACGCUGUUCCAGCGCUCGGUGCUGGACUGCCUGGCGGUGGUACGCAGCAUCCGGCGGGAGGAGUUUGGGAUGGGGGUGGAACUGGACGACCGCACCCGCGGCCUGAUGAAGCGACAGCAGGAACGCAUCGGUCGCAGCCUGGCCCACCUCUCGGAGGAGCUGUACAGCAAGGACACCCACUUUGUCUUGGAACUGAUCCAGAAUGCCGAUGACAAUGAGUACAAGGAAGGGGUGGAGCCCUCCCUGGAGUUCCAGGUAGACCGCUCGGAGGUCACUGUCUUGAACAACGAGGUGGGCUUUUCAGAAAGCAAUAUCCGAGCCCUCUGCGAUGUUGGGAGAAGCACUAAAGGAAAGCACAAAAGAGGAUACAUUGGUCACAAGGGCAUCGGAUUCAAGUCGGUGUUCAGAGUGACUGACAGGCCCGAUCACGUCCAUGGCUACCACGUGUGCUUUGAUCGCAGCUCUGACCAAAUGGGGUAUAUCUUGCCCACUUGGGUGGGGCCAGAAGAGAUCCAGGAGGUCACCCAGAUGCAGGAACCCAGCAAACCCUGGACCACCAAGAUCACCUUACCAUUGAAGGGUGAUGUCCAGCGGACCACCAGCCUGGUCAACAAGUUUGAGGACAUCCAGCCAUCCCUGCUGCUCUUCCUGAACAGGCUGCGGUCAGUCAUCAUCAUGAACAAGGAAGAGAAUACAGAGAGCCACAUGAGCAGAAGAGAUAAAGGAGGCAAUGUUGUCGAGAUCUGCCACUCUCAAGCCACCGACAACUGGCUGCUGAUCAAGAAAUGCUUGGAUGCGACCAAGCUUCAACGAGUGGACGUUGAAUCGACUGAGCUAGGACUGGCCUUCCCGCUUUCUGACGGCAUGUCCACUGAACAGAAUGUCUUUGCUUUCCUGCCGCUGAGGAGCUACGGUUUCCACUUCAUCAUUCAAGGCGACUUUGAAAUCCCAUCGUCCCGAGAAAAUGUUUUUGAGGACUCGGCCUGGAACCAGUGGCUUCUCCAGGAGAUUGCGCCGGUCUUUGUCAAUACCCUAGAGACCUUCAAGGAGCAUUACUGUCGUGACCCGGUCAAUGCCAUCUGCCAGUUUCUCAAGUUUGUCCCGCUUGAGAGCCAGAUUCUGACGGACUUCUUCCGAAAGGUGGCCGUGAACAUCCACAAGAGACUCAAGGCCACGUCCUGCAUGCCGGUACUCAUUGGCAGUCAAGAAGAUGAUGUAGCAUGGAAGCUUCCAUCCGAGACCAUCGUGUGUCCGGACCGUCUCGUCCGGGAGGUGGUCCCCAGCGACACCUUGCGAGCACAUCUCAACUGCUCCUACCUGCAUCCGCAGGUGGUGGGCUCUGUCAGCAAGGCACUGCUGAAGAGCCUGGGAGUCAAGACACUGAAGACUACCGAGCUGAUGAACAUCCUAAGCAGCAUUGCGCUGGCAGCUAGACAGAGAGAGGAGCAGUUGUCUCCUAAAACCGUGGCCCAGUGGCUGACCUGCAUCUAUCGCAGCCGCGACAAGUACGACGUAUCUGAGGGAGUGCUGGACCAGCUGUUGUCCAUUCCGAUCAUUCCGCUGGCGUCUGGCCGUGUCGUCGCCAUGGAGGAUGGCAGUGUGUUUUUCCCCCUCAGCGAAGAGGACAGGGUCAACCAAUCACAGGGCCAGAUUCUGUCAGCAUACAGCAGGCCCCUGCGGGCUUUGGAGCAGGACAUGUCCACUCUGAAUGGCCGCGUCCUGACCAGCCUGGACAACGUCGCCAAUUCCCAGGUGCUGCAGCUGCUGGAGGAGCUCGGAGUCUGUCGUGUUAGCCCAAAGGACGUGAUUCGUCACCAUAUACUACCGGUCAUCCAAUCAGACCAGUGGAAGAACAAAUCCCGAGAGGUCAUGGUUGGCUACGUGGUGUACAUCAAAGAGCAAUUGGAACAGCAGCCAGACGUCUGUGACCUGGAUAAGAUAGCUGAAUGUGUGCACGUUUUGACAAACCAUGGGCUGCUCAAUGCCAGGAGAAGACCGGUACACUUCACCGUGACGUACGGCAACCCUGUCGACCUGAAUCAGACACUGCCAGGCUGUGAUUGGGUCUUGUUGGAUAGUUGCUACAUCUUCCACAAUGGGCCUCACCAACUCUCUGCCAAUGAGAUCAAGUCUUGGAAUGCUUUCUUCAGGAAGCUAGGAGUACUGAACUACCUAGCUGUUGAGAAAGAAAUUGUGACUGUGAAGGUGGAGGAACUGGAUGUGACGCCUUGGGCAGACCUCGGUAAAUUCUGGGAGAAACCAGCAGAUGGAGUCUACAAAAUCCAUGACAGUGUCUGCAGGGAAUUUGAAGAGUUAGUGCAAGCCAAGCUUGAAAUGUCUACCAUACAAAGCCAGCGAAAGAGCCUUCUUGGGCUUCUGCAACAGGAAUGGAGCAGCAACUAUUGUGCUUAUAUAGGGGCUGAAGUGUUUGACCAGUCAGGGACAAGACUAGCCAGUACGGAGUCCAGCUUUGCAGUCCACCUGAAGACAAAUGCUUGGCUACCUUCAACUCCGGUUGCUGGGCUACCUUCACCUCUGGUUGAUGGGGAGAAUGAAGGUCCGAUGAUAUUUCGAAGGCCUUGUGACAUCUUCAUCCAUUCAGACAGAGCAAGGGCUCUCCUGGGCGAUCAUGUUCCUUACUUGGUUUCCCCUGUCCAAGGGGAUGGAGGCCUCGUGCAGUUCAUUGGAUUGAAAUCAGUUGGGAUGAUAAAUGUAGAUUUCAUGAUUUCCAAGCUGAAAGCUUGGUGUAACGAUGAGGGGCAGUCUCCGGAUCUCACGGCUAGGACCUCCUUCUGUACCUCUUUGGGUCACAUCAGUCGGGUGUACAGGUACUUGGAGCAGAACUGCCAUCCCCAGGAACUCAGAGAGUUGUUCAGUGACCACAGAGUUGUGUUUGUACCCCAGAGAGCCAUGUCGCCAAAUUACGAGGCCCCAGUUCCGGGCCACUUUGUUCACAAGUUGAAGGUUUACUGGGAAGAUCCUUCCCAUCUUUUACAGAAGCAUAUUGACUCCUCGAACCGUGUGGAGCUGUGCACACUUUACCCUCCCGGCAUGGAUCACUUCUUUCUGAGAUCGAUAAGUAUUGAUCGUCUGCCAACCAUCAAAGAGUACGCACAGAUCUUGGUACAGUGCACUAGUGAUAUUACACUUCCAGACAAUUCUCGUAUUAAGGAGGAAGUCUUGGUGCUGUACAGCAUGCUAGGCCACAAGUGCGUGUCGGCUAACUCAAGUAUAUUUGGCCAGUACUCCAAUCCGCUGCCAAAACCGGAAGUCAACUCAAGUUCUGUCCAGUUUGUGAAAAGCAUCCUGGAGGGGCAGGCAGUCUUCCCCACUCUGGGCAACAAGUGGGUGACCCUGGAGGAGAAGCCACUUAUCUGCGACAGCCACUCCACGGAACUUCAGAAGCUUUUCUUAGACAAGAAGGAAGUGAAUUUGCUGAAUUUCGGCGAUCGAAAUCGUUUCGGAGGAAUAGUCGAAGGAGCACACAGGUCCGUGGACAAACAAUUCAUAGAUGUGUUCCUGGAGGCGUGUGGCAUUGAGAUGCUGUCAGACUGCAUCAAGGAAGAGUUCAUCACUGAGCUGACAGAGCCCUCCCUCCCACUACAGAUGUUUCUUCAUGAUGUCUGCCCCUACAUCCAGCUCUACCUGAGCAUGCAGCGCAGUACCAAGGUGGAAUUUCAAUCCACCUAUGAGAAACUGACAUCUGAGGUGAACAUCGCUGCCAAGUUGAAAGUCAUGCGCUUCAUGUCAGCCAAACGAAUUGAAAAGGUCUACCGUUUCAAACACAACCCCAGCGUGUUUGCCGAGCAGAACGUGGAGUGUGGGCUCCAGGAGCUCACCGAGCUCUACACAGCAACUGGCAUCUCCAAGAGCCUGCGACAGAACAGCAGCGUCCGGCGUGAGGUGGCGAAGCUCUUCAGCUGCGGAAAUACAGAAGUCCAGGAUGCCUUGUUUGCCUUCAUUGGCAACUUGCUCCUGGAGAUGGGCUCCAAGCGGGAAGGAUCUGCAGAAAAAGGAGUUGAUGAGAACAUCUGUCGAGCCUUGGGACUAACCUUCCCUCAAGAGGGUGAUGACGAACUGUGGGAAGUGCCCAAGCCAUUCAUUCCAGAAGAAGUUGUGGCAAAACCCUUGAAAGUCAAGCCAGCCCCUGAGCCAAAGCCACUGCUGUCGGCUGGUACCCUGCUGGAGGGGGAUGAUGAGGCUGCAAUUCAUUGCUGGCCACCUCAGUCUGGAAUCUACGGCCCGCAGAAAGUAACAAGAGUUGGCGGUCAGACCAAAAGUGAAGAUGCUUUCCUCAAGAUGUGGCCUCUGCCCCAGCCACUGUUCAGUUCCCAGGCCUCCUCCUUCCCGCCCCCACCUGUGGGCCCUGCGCAGGCCAUUGACAAGCUGCCACAAUCUGGUAACAGCGCAGUGCAAGAGGGCGCUACAGGCACCCCAGUUAUGCCACACUCUCAGAGGAGUCAAGACGGCAUCGUUGUAGCUCCAUCCAAUCCAGGGCAGGUAGCUGGUGUCGGACAAGGUGGAGGCCAAGAAGAUGAGACUCCACUUUGCUCUCAAGAACCAUCUCCGGGAGGUCCUUCUCAACUCUGGCCCACCCAGGCACAGCAAGGGGUCCCCGUCACCAAAAGAGCAUUAGAUGAUCGCUCAGAAACAGGGGGGAGAGUUGAAGAGUUGGGGGAGGUUGGCAUGACAGAGGAGGAUUCAGAGGAGAGCGCAUUGGUCCCGGGAGAUGAAGGUGACAGAGAGGACAUUGAUUUUGAAGACGCCACUGAGGGAGGUGUCCAGGCAAUGGAGACUGUUGACGAACAGUUCCGCACACCGCCCCAAGUGCAGCGCACAGCUUUCCUGGCCCCUCCCUCCUCGGGAAGCACCAAGAAAUUCUUCCUCCCACCUUCAACAGAGGGCGAGGCCAUUGACGUGGAAUUCGAGGACUUAGUUCCUAGCCCCACCCUUCUGCAGAGCCUAGAGGGCAUCAGCCUCCCCUCAAGAGAGAACCUGGAUACGACGGACAUUGCGCGCUGGGGGGAGCAGCUGGUGUAUCUUUACUUGCUUCAAGAGGCUCGGAAGGCAGAAGUAGAAGUUAAGGUCCAGUGGGUCAACCAGCAGCUUGAGACCGGAGAGCCCUACGACAUCGUCAUCACCCGCGGCUCCAGCAGCACCUACGUGGAGGUGAAAUCCACCAUCAAGGACCAGAAACAGCUGGUGGAGAUCUCACCCAAGGAGGUGGCCUUUGCACAGGAGAAGGGUCCGGCAUUCCACCUUUACCGAGUCUUCAAUGCAGGAAAUGUCACUGGAGUGAGGCUGGGUCGAUUACAGGACCUGGCCUUCAGGAUGGACAGGAAAGAGGUGCAGCUCUUCAUGUACCUGUGAUUUUGCUAUCAAGUGCUCCCACAAUAGUUGUGUAAUGCUCCAUCUGAUCUCAUUACAAAGGGUUUAUUAAAACGUAUAAUACGCAGGUUUUUCUCUCCCUAACCUAAGCAGGACAAUUCAGGUAACUCAUACUAUCGACAUAAAGAAAGGCAUUCAGAGUUGAUAAUAUAUUUAUGAAAUGUUCCUUUAAGGAUGAAAUCUCUGUAUUAUUACCUCUGCUGUGAGUGUUUUUAUUUAUGGCGUUUGGGUCUUUCAAGAAAUGUCUCAGCCUGAUUUAUGGAAGUGUUUCCUAACAGAUGAAAUUCAUGACAUGUGAUUGCAGGGUGUCAGGUUUCAAACCGAGAUUUCAACGUGCUGUGCUCUUGAGCCAAGUUCUUGAGAGUCCAUUACCUGGGUUUAUACUGGAAGACGAACAUUGGAUUGCUAUUGGCUGUUGAGAUUACAUGUACCCUGUGCCCUGGGUUUGCCCAGUAUUGCAGUCAGUAAUUUUUUACCCGUCACCGUGUCCAGAGGGAUGUGGACAAAAGCUUUGUCAUGUAUUACUUGCUUGGUCACAUUGGAAAUGUGUGCAGUUCUAAACACGUGAAAAGAAAAAGCUCUAACCUGUAAGGAUUUUUGUCUUUCUUGUUUUGUUGCAUUACAUCAUGUGAUCUUGGAGAAAAUGAUGCAAAUCUCAGAUAUGUUAACCUCAGUCACCCCAAACUUUGUCCUUUUUUUCAUUAUUUUUUUGUUGGGUUUUGAUGCAGAAUGCGAUUUUGAAUUUCGGUUUUAUAUAUUUAAAGUCAUAUUGUAGUUGCAUUACUGUUAAUUGGUGCCUUAGAGACCAGAAGGUUAAUGAACCCUGACCUUGUGUAGGCUUUGGAAUCCUAAUUCUUGUUAAAUUAAAAAAAAAAUAAAAAUGCCAUUGAAAUACUGUGGGAUUUCUGAUUUUGGGUGAAUUGUCAAAUGUUUCUGAGCUGAAGUGUUCAGAUGUCACUACUUAGUUGGAUUCAUAUUUCAAAACUGAGCAUUUAUUAUGGUACUAUUUUCCUUACAUGAUGUAUAAUUUCCUAUUUUUAUACAAGAAUAAUAUAUAGUAUGAAAAGAUUGGUAAGUUAAGAAUGUAGUAUUUGUGAAUACUUUUCAAUGCCUUUGGGAAAAGAACUUCAAAAAGUCAAACUUAUCUCAAAAUCAAGGUCCUUUCACUAAAAGGGAUCUUUUUAAUCUAGACACUAAAGCCCAAAAAUCUAUUUUGUCAUUUUUAUUAUUGAAGCUUUUCAUUUGAGCAGAUCAGGUUAAACUUUGAUAAAAUGGAUGUACAUUUCUGUAAACGAUGGUAUCUCAGUUCCCAAAAUGAUCACUUAAAUGUUUCUGAAAAUUGGAAAGGAAUUCCCUAUUUUUCAUCCUGGAAGUUUUAAACAACUAUCAAGUCAAAGCAGAGAACUUGAUUAGUGAUUACCAAGUUUUGCAUUAUACUAAACCAAGGAAAUAAUAAAUAGAUAUAAAAAUAGAUAAAAAAAUAGUCUUUCAUUAAAAAAAUAGUAUAAUGCAAAUACAUGCCUGAUAUUUGUCUUUCAUGUUUUUAACAGUUGCUUUUGGUUACGAAUUAUAGUAAUUCUACAACUAAUUUGAAAUGAAAUUGCUAAUGUUAUUUCACUCAAGUCUAACAGUAAAUUGCAAUUUUAUUUAAUCUGUUCAACUGAAAAAGAAUUAGAUAAAUUAGAAUUAGAAGAAUUAGAUGUUUGUCCAGAUGUAUUGGUUUACAUUAGUGAUAACGGGGAUUUGUGUUCUCUUGAUUGUGAUAAUAUUUUUCAUCGGUCUCUAUACAUCCUUUCUCCAAACGUGGCAGGAUUAUUUAUUGUAAUGCUCUAUAAAAGAAUCCUGCAGAUGUACUUGUUUGUGACACCUCACAAGUUGAUGUCUAACUUUGCAUCUGUUGUUUCAUUGGUCAAAUUCCUAGACAAGUCCAUUCACGGGACACUAUCGAGGGAAGUGUGAACAAGUCAAACCAGACAAACAUGUAUGCCAAAUUCAACUAAGUUUCCCUUUAUUGAACUUGAAGGGACUAGGAUUGUGCCAUGUUUACCUUUCUGUCAAAAUCAAAAUUGUAUAAGCUUCCAAAUCGGUUAUAUAAUUGGUAUAGUUUCAUGCCGUUCACAAAAAAUGGGAAUAAAGUAGAUUAUCAGUACAGAGUUGAUUCCAUGUAGGAACUAUGAAAGGUUUAUAAUCAGGACAAUAAUGCUCUUAGAAAGGCUUAACACGUUGAUUUAUUGAAAUAAGUAUAAAUGUUGAAAUAAAGAUAAAUGACUCAAAAA